This is a messenger RNA of Arabidopsis thaliana (thale cress), 1302 nucleotides long. Its product is annotated as hAT transposon superfamily protein. The record is from RefSeq and is marked reviewed. Gene Ontology annotation, molecular function: protein dimerization activity. The coding region runs from base 1 to 1302 and encodes 433 amino acids. The transcript is spliced from 6 exons. NCBI's taxonomy places the organism in Eukaryota, Viridiplantae, Streptophyta, Magnoliopsida, Brassicales, Brassicaceae.
AUGGAUCCACCAGCUCCAACAUAUGUAGGUUCAGACGUAACACCAUCACUUAAGAGAAACUCGAAUGGUAUCGGUUGGGAAUAUGAGAUUGUGUGUAAUCCAAAGAAUCCAGAUAGGAUUAAAUGCAAGUUGUGUUUGAAAGAGAUGUCUGGAGGAGUGUAUCGGAUUAAAGAACACAUUGCCCACCUCCCAGGAAAUGUUGUUGCAUGUCCGAAAAGCUUGAAGAUGAAUAAGUUUGCAACAUAUAUUCAUCCUGAAGCUCGUGUUGGUACACAAAUAAGACAACAGAACAUCAAUAUUGUGCAAGAUGGAUGUAUUGUGCAAGAUGGAUGCAUCAAUAAGGAGGAACAAGAAAGACCUAAAGUGCUCUUAAAGACUCAAAAGGCAGGAUGGAAACAAAACGGUGUCAUGACUGAUGCAUGGAGCGACAUGAAAAGAAGGAGCAUAAUGAAUCUAUGUGUUAAUUCUAAGGGAGGAAAAUGUUUUCUGUCUUCUAAAGACGCUUCCACAAAUUCUCACACAGGGCUAUACAUCUUUGAGUAUGUUGAUCGAUGCAUUGCAGAUGUUGGUGCGAAGAAUGUUGUUCAAGUGGUUACAGAUAAUGCGCUCAAUAAUGUUACAGCAGCGAAGAUGCUUAAAGAAAAGAGGCCAAAUAUUUUUUGGACAGGUUGUGUUGCUCAUACGGUUGAUCUGAUGCUUGAAGCCAUUUCUAAGCUGCCUAAAAUGGGAAAAAUGCAAACAUUCGGCGACUACAAAGGGGAAAACUUGUUUCUUAACCGUUAUGAGUCCUGCGUUUUGGAGUGGUGUGAUGUUUGUGUUGAAGAUUUUGGACCUUUAAUGAAAUUGCUAAGACUAGCUGAUGGAGAAAACAAGCCUUUCGUGGGUUUUAUUUUUGGAGAGCUCCUAGAAGUAAGAAAUAAGAUUACGAUCGCUUGUAAUAAUCUGGAGAGGAAUUACAAACCAAUAUUCGAUAUCAUUGAUGAGAAAAUGAAAGGGAGACUUGACUCUUGGAAUUGGUGGUCAUUAUAUGGUUGUCAUGUGCCUACUUUGCAAAGAUUAGCAAUAAAGAUUCUCUCUUUAACACCUAGCUCAUCUAGUUUUGAACGUAAUUGGAGUGCUUUUGAAGGGCCAAGCGAAAGAGAUGAAGAGCCUAAUGGUGAGCCUGUUUACCAAACUCCAAAUGAGAAACCUAGAGAAGAUCUUGAAUCUCAUGAAGAGCAUGAUAUCACUAUUGAUAUUGAAUUUGAAUCAGAUAAUGAGCAGGUGGUGAAUGUGGAUGUGAUCAGAGGACAAGAAGUUUAG